CAGAAAUUUCAUCAGCUCUUCCUCCUCUAGGCAGCUACUGUCCAGACUCCACACACCAAGAGAAAAACGCUUCCCAUCCCUCUCCAAACAAUGGCGGAUGCGAAAUCCAAGUUCAUGGAAGUCUAUUCAAUCUUAAAAACCCAAAUUUUCGAAGACCCUGCUUUUGAAUUCGACUCGACGUCUAGACAAUGGGUGGACUCUGUGAUGGACUACAAUAUACCUAAAGGCAAGCUAGUCAGAGGGCUUUCAGUUCUUGGUUGCUACAAGACAUUGAGGGAAGGGCAAGAAUUAACUGAAGAUGAAGUCUUUCUCGCUUGUGUACUCGGUUGGUGUAUUGAAUGGUUUCAAGGAUGUGCUCUCAUUAUCGAUGAUAUUGUGGAUCGCUCUCACAUGCGUCGAGGACAACCGUGCUGGCAUACAUUACCUGGGGUUGGUAUGAUUGCUGUAAAUGAUGCUCUAGUUCUCCGCAACCAUAUUGGUAGGAUGUUGAAGCUUUACUUCAGAAAGAAGCCAUACUACGUGGAUCUGGUUGAGCUGUUCAAUGAGGUUGAGUUCCAAUCGAUCUCUGGACAGAUGAUCGAUUUAAUUACCACCAACGACAAGGAUCUAGCUAAGUACUCAUUGACAUUAUAUAACAGGAUCACAGAAUACAAAAGCGCUUAUUACUCACUUUACCUGCCAGUUGCAUGUGCACUGAUCUUGGCAGGGGAAAAUAUCGAAGACCAUUCAGAUGUGAAGGGCAUCCUAGUAGAGAUAACGGCAUAUUUUCAGAUACAGAAUGAUUAUCUGGAUUGCUAUGGAGACCCCAAAGUGACAGGCAAGGUUGGAACUGACAUUGAAGACCGCAAGUGCUCAUGGCUGGUGGUCAAAGCACUAGAGCUUGCGAACGAGGAACAAAAGAAACUGUUACAAGAAAACUAUGGUAAACAGGAUCCAGCCUGCGUCGCCAAAGUGAAAGAACUGUAUGAUCUCCUUGAUCUUCAGAGUGUGUACUCAAAGUACGAGAAGGAGACCUAUGAGAAGCUGAGCAAGUGGGCUGAAAGUCACUCGAGCAAAGUGGUGAAGGGACUGUGGAUGAGAUAUGCUGAAGGAUAUGUUGAAGCUGAAAGGAGAGUUGAUGUCAAGUCAUAGAAGAGUUUGUUUGUUUUCAAUCUCUUGGGGGGAUACUGAGAAUAAGAAGCUGUUACUCAAUUCAUAAAAGCCACAAAUCAAAGGUAACAUGGUUGCAUUUCGGUUGCAACAGGUAGUUCUUUCGUCGUUUCGGUCGAAAUCGAUCCGCAUUGAUUCCUAACUGAACUGAAUUGGUGUAUGCCUCUUAUCUCCAACUGAGUUCGAACAAAAUAGUGAUUUGGUUGAAACCGUUUGAAUUGAAUUAUUAUUUGGUUCGAUAUGGUAUGGCGUGAACAAACCAAACCGGUA
Messenger RNA from Linum tenue, 1419 nucleotides. NCBI's taxonomy places the organism in Eukaryota, Viridiplantae, Streptophyta, Magnoliopsida, Malpighiales, Linaceae. The record is from the annotation of a GenBank genome assembly.